UCGGUAGACUGCAAUUGCGCUUCGCAAUGAAUCUAAAAGUUUCCGCCUUUCUUCCUCGCCCGGGCCAUCAGCUCCUUUCUUCCUCAUCUUUCUCCGCCUCCGCCUUCACCUCCGGUAAUCCCUCGUCCUCCUCCAUCGCCGCUUCCGUCGACGACCUCGCCAAGCUCAUCAACGACCAGCCCAUCCCCGUCCUUCGCCACCACAUCCCGACUCCCUUUCUUUCCUCCCCUCUCGUCGACUCCCUCCUCCUCCGCCUCUUUGCCGCCCACGCCGCCGCCCCCAAAGCCCUCUACCUCUUCCGCCUCUCCCUACGCGGCCACCGCGAUCACCCUCCUUCCUCCUCCGCCUUCGCCACCAUUCUCCACAUUCUCACCCGCGCCCGCCAUUUCGACGCCGCCUUCGAGCUCAUCGAUGACGUCGCCAGAUCCCAGCCUGCCCUCCUGACCCCCAAGUCCCUCGCCGUGCUCCUCUCCCGCCACGCAAAGUUCCGAACUUUCGACGAAACGCUCGAUGCCUUCGACCGCGCCGAGAGGGCCUGGGCCGCCGCCGGUCUCUCCUUCAGCUUUGACGAGUUCAAUGCGCUGUUAAGAGCCUACUGCACCCAGGGGCGGGUUUCCGAGGCUCGUGCCAUCUUCCGGAGGUUUCACUCCCGGUUCCCACCCAACUCUCGGACACUCAACACCCUACUUCUGGGCUUCAAGGAGUCCCAGAAUCUUGUCGCGUUCGAUCUUUUCUAUCAUGACAUGAUGAUCCGGGGGUUUGAACCUGAUGCAGUAACUUAUUGCAUUAGAAUGGAUGCCUACUGCAAGAAAAUGCGAUUUUUUGAUGCUUUGGGGCUUCUGGAUGAGAUGGCGAAGAAUAAUUGCUCACCUACGGUCAAAAGCUUUACCACUUUGAUUCAUGGUUCUGGCAUUGCAAAGAACCCAAUGCAUGCCCGUAGGUUGUUUGAUGAAAUGGUCGCAAGAGGACUGGUUCCUGACAGAGGGGCUUAUAAUGCAUUGAUGGGCUCGUUUGUAAGGGUGGGGAAUCUUAGGUCUGCUUUGGAGAUUAUGGAAGAGAUGGAGAAGGCAAUUCAGCUUGAUGAUGUGAGUUAUUAUACGCUGUUGUGUGGCAUGAAGAAGUAUGAGGAUCUAGAGGGGUUUUGGAAGCUCUAUAAAAGGAUGGUUGAGAAGAACUUUGUGCCAAGGACACGUACAGUAAUGCUGCUCAUGAAGGUAUUCUGCGAGAACAGCAGGGCUGAUUUGGGUUUGAGCUUGUGGAAUUAUCUAGUGGAGAAGGGAUUUUGUCCUCAUAGGCAUGCAUUGGAUUCUUUGGUGACAGCACUAUGUUGCAAAGGAAAUGUGGUGGAGGCCUACAAGUGUUUUAAACAAGUGGUGGAUAGAGGGAGAGUUCCAUCUGAGAGGGCCUUCCGGGUGUUGGAGGGGUUUCUAGUGCGAACUAAGAAGUUAGACAUGAUGGAGGAGCUUGAUCAGAUGACAAAGAGAAUGCAAGCACUUGUGCCCUCUCAAUUUUAGCUAGCUGGCAUGAAGUGGUCAUUUCUUUCAAUAUAUUCUUGCUUCUGAUGGCUGAAAGGGCUCAGCUCAGAUGAUGCUGAUCAUUAUGAGGGUUAUGCAUGUGAAAUCUGACUAAACACAAAGAAAGAUAGUCUCAUGACAUAACACUUUUCAAGAAUUCAGUCAAGCAUGGCCUUCAUAAUGUAUAAAUUAGUGUCGCAAAAAUCUUGUCAUAGUACAUGAAAACAAAGAAUCAAGUAGCUUAUAAUCUUGGUACCAAGUUGAAUGAUAGAUUGUGCUUGCUUUGAUCCUUUUUGCCUUCCUAUUUGUUACGAUGUGGUAGGUGAACUGGUCAUGAAGUAUUAAAAUAGUUGUAUGCAAUUCUGGUAGAACCAAUGUUUGAUGUGGUUAUUUAACUUA
Messenger RNA from Musa acuminata subsp. malaccensis (wild Malaysian banana), 1913 nucleotides. RefSeq names its product pentatricopeptide repeat-containing protein At3g61360. Gene Ontology annotation, molecular function: protein binding. The record is from RefSeq and is a predicted model, not a curated record. Lineage: Eukaryota; Viridiplantae; Streptophyta; Magnoliopsida; Zingiberales; Musaceae.